Molecule: messenger RNA, 372 nt
Organism: Lactuca virosa
Lineage: Eukaryota; Viridiplantae; Streptophyta; Magnoliopsida; Asterales; Asteraceae
Source: the annotation of a GenBank genome assembly
AUGAAUCACGAUCGUCUUCUCCUAUCCAGAACCAACAGUUGCAACAGUACCACCACAAUAAUUCCAUCAAAUGACAUCUCUUCCACCUACUUUAUUCCUGAUCCACCCUCUUCCACCGGUGACAAACCCCUCUUCGGAAGAGGGUCUUCAGUAGGCUAUGGUUGCUAUAUACCAAUAUUUAAUAUCUCCAUAUUUCUCUGGUCGAUUCUCAACAUUGUCUCAACCGCUGCAAUUAUUCGGUGGAUUAACUUACCGACUCAACUCUCACUAACGUCAUCGCUAAGUCGGAAAGUCACCGACACAUUAUUUGGUUUCGAACCUUCAAUUUCAUCGUCUAAGAUCUCACCGUCGUCGCUUCCUAGGGUUCAGUAG